Messenger RNA from Plasmodium gonderi, 6939 nucleotides. Its product is annotated as transcription factor with AP2 domain(s). The transcript has a single exon. NCBI's taxonomy places the organism in Eukaryota, Apicomplexa, Aconoidasida, Haemosporida, Plasmodiidae. Gene Ontology annotation, molecular function: DNA-binding transcription factor activity. Gene Ontology annotation, biological process: regulation of DNA-templated transcription. Bases 1 to 6939 code for a protein of 2312 amino acids. The record is from RefSeq and is a predicted model, not a curated record.
AUGAACAUUUUAGCUAGUUCAAAUAAAAUUUCUUUUACGAAUGAAAAUUUAUCGAUAAAUAACGCGUCAAAUACAUGUGGAAUAAAAAUUGGAAUUAACAAAAAGGAUUAUGAUUUUUAUAUUAGUCAACUGAAUGAUAAGAACGCAAAUGUAUUAAGUAAAAAUAAAUAUAAACAUAUGAAAAGAGAAAAUAGUACUAUUAAAAAUAUAAAAUGUGAUGAGGAUUAUUGUGAAAUGAACAAUGUAGAUGCAAAUAGUAUUGAAAUGGAAUAUUACGAUGAUGCAGACUUCAAUAAUAAUAAAGCACUUAAAACGAUUACUAGUAGAAUGGAUAGCAAUCUAACGAGCACUGAAGGUAUGCUUGCCAGAAGUAAUGAUAAUAACAUGGUGUACGUGAACGAAGAAGAUAAGAAAUGUUUAGUGAACAAGCUGGAUAAGAAAUGUUCACUGAACGAAGAAGAUAAGAAAUGUUCACUGAACGAAGAAGAUAAGACAUGUUCAGUAAACGAAGAAGUGGAACUAAGUAGCCAUAGAAAUUUCAAUCCAAAUUUUGAGUUUGAUGAUAUUAUAAACCCAUCAGAUAAAACCAUCUAUGUUGAAAAUUUAGAUCAUCAUGCUAUAUUUCAGAAAAAUGGAGAAGAUAAUACUUACCACCUCAGUGACGCUUAUGAACUAUCUUCUACAUUAAACUGUUGUGAAAUUGUGAAUCCAACUAAAAAUAAUAACUACAUUGGAAGCAGUAGUAAUCGAACAAACGAUACAGAAUAUGAAAAAACUAUCGAAAUGAAUAAUCCUAGUGGAAGUAUCAGCGCUAUGAGCUCUGUCAUCCCAAAUGCCACAGUACCGUUUAAUCAAAACAUAACUGACUACGAAACAAAUAAAUUAGUGGAAAGUGUAAAUCCUGAUUUUGAAAAGUUGAUAUACUGGAAUAAUCCAGAACGGGUUAAUAAUACAUAUAGUCUUUUAGAUAACACACAACUAACCAAUAAAUUAAGCACCUUUUGUAAUAAAAUUACGAAUAGAGAAGAAUUAAUAACAGGUGGAGGUGACACAUUCUCUUCUCCAAAUGGAAUAUCACACGGACAAAAUGGUGAAACUGAAAGCGAAUUCAAAUCAGAUGAGAAUUCUGACGUUGGUUUGUUAUCUAAUACGCAUCUGUAUGAAGAAAAAGGAAAAUACAAAAAUAAUAUAUCAGGUGUAAAAUUACCAAGAGAUGGUAAUGCAUGUGUGAGUGAAAAUUCAUAUGUUGAUAAAACCGAAGGAGAAGAAACAUUUAGAGAAGUUUGUGACAUAACAAAUCAGGUAAAGGAAAAAACUAUGAGAAAGAGGAAAAGAGAAAUAGAGGAAAAGGUGUUAAGUGAUUCAAAAAAUAAAAAAUUUAUUUAUGAGAAAAAAGAAAAUCUAUGUUACGACAUAAAUAAUGAUUAUUACCAUCCAUAUGGAGAGAAGCACAAUGACGUCACGAAUGAGUGUGUAGACAGCUGCGACCAGAAUAAGAAGGAUUGUAAUGCUAGCAACACCAAUAGAAGCACCGAUAGCUACACCAGUAGUAGCAACAUCAGUAGUAGCAACACCGGUAGUAGCAACACCAGUAGUAGCAACACCGGUAGUAGCAGUAGCAGAAGCAGCAGUAGCAAAACCGUUUAUCCAAAUGGAGAAUUAUUAUCAUCGCCACCAUCCUGUGCGGCGAAUAAUAGCGAAGUUUGUGAAAUGAAGGAAGAAAAAAAACAGUGUGUUACAAAUCUGAACGAGCAGCAUGAAAAAGAUGAUGACGUGUAUAAUACUACUCUCAUAACACCGAAUAAAAAGGUGAAAAAGCGAGUAGGAAGGAAAAGCAAAAGUGAUUCAAACAAAUAUGGAGAAUCGGACAGGUAUAUGAAAGGAAGAAGAGAAGGAAGCUAUUUGAAUUCCAUUCAUGAAUUUGAUAUUGAUAGUGGUACAUACGAAAAUGAAAUUGAUGAUGAAUCCAAUCUUGAGAAAAAGAAAUAUAUGGAUAAUGGAGAAAAUGUAAAUAUGAACAAUCAAGAGUUAACAAAUAAUAAUAGAAUAUCCAAGGAAAAUAUUAAUGUAACCUAUGCAAGGAGACCCUUAAGAAAUGCUGCUAAAAAAUGUAUUACAUUAUGGUCAGAAGAAUUAAAAAAGAAAAGUGAAAAACACAGUGUUGCAACUGAGAGGACGAAGAAUUUGAAUGAUCAAAGAAAGGAAGAGAAAAUCUUGAAAAAAAAAGAAAAGGAGAAAGUAAUAAAAAAUGUGUCUAAAGCGAGCAUCCGUCAUGGAUGGGCCAUGGCAUUGGGGGAUCGUAAAGUGUGCGAUAAGAAUGAAUUGAAAGGUGAUUUGAGGGUUCUCGAGGAGGAGAGGGAAGAAGACAGAGUAGAAGAAAUGGGAGAAGUGGACGAUGUGAAAGAUGUGAAAGAAGCAAAGGAAGCGGAAGGAGCGAAAGAGGCGAAGGAAGCGAAAGAGGUGAAGGAAGCGAAAGAGGCGAAGGAAGCGAAAGAGGCGAAGGAAGCGAAAGAGGCGAAAGGAGAACCUCACAAAAGAGCAAGGGGACGACCAGUUCAACAUAAAAUUAGCAGUAACGAUUCCAAGAGCCGAGAAAGGAUCGAAAGAAGCGAAAUGUGCAAAGGUGGUGAACCCGAAUUGAACCAGCAAUAUAAUGAUGCACAUGAGGAAAGAACUAAAGGAGGAAGAAAGAAAAACGAUUUUCUUUUUUUAGAAAAGGAAAUUAAUAAUAUUCCAAUUUUAUUUAAUGAUUCAAUGGAUGAGAGAGAAAUGUUUAAGUAUCUUGAUUUGUUAAGGCAUUUGCCAAGUAAAAAAGGAGGAGCACAAUAUAAAUUACACAAAGCUAUAUUAACAGAAGAAAUGGUUAGAAGAGCCAAGAAAUUCCCAUUAGUUCAAGGGGUAUAUUUUGAUAGAUAUCAACAAAGAUGGAGUGUUAAUUGGAAUGAAGAUGGAAAAAGAGUUGCAAAAUAUUUUCCAAUUAAACUUUUUGGUUUUGAUUAUGCACGAAGAUUGGCCAUUUAUUGCAAAAAUUAUCAGAAAAUUCCUGAGGAAGCAUUAUUAUUUGAACAAGCGUACAGAGCCAAUCAGCAGAACAGCAAACAUAGAAAUGGAAAUAUGGAAAAUGGUAGUGAAAGUGCCGGCACAAGUAUCAAUGGAAAGUUAAAAAAAGGAUCCAAGAAAACUUACAUAAGGAAGAAUAAUCGAAAACAAGAGGAUUCAAGUGACAACAAAUAUACUAGUACCAUUUAUGAAAAAGGAAGAAAAAAUAUGAACAAUAUUCAAAAUUCUGAUAUGAACAACAUGAAGAAUGAAGAUCAGAGGAAUAAUAAUGAAAGCACGCAUCUUAUCUCAGAACAUGGAUUACCAUAUAGUAACCAUUUUGUGAAUAAUAAUUAUUCUUGCACUUAUAGUUGUGACGAAAAGAAAGACAAAAAUUGUAGCAAUAACAGUAUGCAUAAAACUAUUGAUAAUUCUAUCGAUCAGAUAAGUUACAAGGAAAAUGAGAAGAAUGGUUAUCCAAAUGGACGACAAGCACUCCUGCACCCCUUCCCAUUUAACCAUCUACAGAUUUCUGAAAGUGUAUGCGAAAAAAAUGUGUGCGAAAAAAAUGUAUGCGAAAAAAAUGUGUGCGAAAAAAAUGUAAGCGAGAAAAAUGUAAGCGAGAAAUAUGCUAAUAAAUUAAAAAAGCUAUGGGGAAAUUUAGAAAACAUGAAUGCAAUUGAUGCAUCAAAUGCAAAAUCGUUAAACAAACAGUAUGUGCAAGGAUAUCUUUUUGAAGGGGAUUCCUUAUUGUGUGAUCUCAAGGAUGGUAAUAAUGAAAUUUUAAAUAAUACUCCUUUUGGAAAUGCCAUUAAUACCUUAAUUCAAGAGAAAAAUAACAAUAGCACUGUUACCUCGAAGGAAGAGCAUAUUAAAAAUGCAGGCAUCGAUUUUGGAGGAGUAGAAUUCACAAAUUUCGAUGGUAUGAAGCUGAUGCAACAGAGGAUGCAGAUGCUAGAGCAUGAAAGGGAAAGAAAAGCAAAUUCAAACACUUCCAUGAUGUUUGGAAGCACCGGUCUUGGUUUUCCGUUUACAAAUUCAAGCAAUUUAAUGGGACGAUUCGGUGCUGACGACUCGCAGCAGUAUGGAGAGAUGAAGCAUAGUAUGAGUAGCUUCCCCAGUAUAAAUGAUGUAAAUAAUGGUAAUGAGUUUCUCUCUUCGAACCGCUUGAAUGGCCUUAACUAUGGUACUCGAGAGGGAGAGAAGUUUAGAGAAUCUGGAAACAGCAGUGGUACGACCCACGGUAGCAAUGGCAUCAGCAUCAACAAUAGUGCCAUCAACAAUAGCAACAGAGAAGAAGAAUUAUGUAACACACUGUUGAAUGAUUUAUCUGAAGAAAAUGAUGAAAAAUCAAAAAAGAGGAAAAAAAAAAGGAAAUCAAAAAAUAAUAAUUUAGUGUGCACCUCAACAGGAACGUCUUCUUUGAAAUCCUCUGCUUCGCACAUUUCGUCAACUUCAUCAUGUUAUAAGAAUAUGGAAAAUUUGCUAUCAUCUAAUGGGACCUACUGUGAUAUGAGAGACUCCAUAAAAUGUAGAAGGGCAGAUGAUAAUACACUUGCAAUAUAUAAUGAUGAAGGGAAUAGCUAUCACCCAAUAAUUCAUGACUCUAAGAACGUGGAUGUGUCUCAUAUGGAAGGGAUUCAUGAAGAUCACUUCAGUAAGAUAAACAUAAUGAUGAAUAAAUCAGAAGGGAAUAUCGACAGGUACUAUUUGCAUAGGUGCAAUGAUCCAAGGAAGGAAGAGAAAAACGAGGAGGUAGCACACGGAGCAGAAGAAGACACAGCGUAUGACGUGGCAGAGGACGCAGCAGAAGAAGAGGGAGAAACAAAACAAAAAGGCGAAAGAGAGUACAAAGAGGAAAUAAGAAGCCUGUUUGAGAAUGUCACAAAUGGAAAAAUAAUCAACCACAACAUUAUGAAAUACCCAAUGAAAAAAAAUAUUUUGGGAUUAACAAUAAAAAAACAGGUUUCUAAGGAAGAGGAGAAGGACGUGGAUGUAAGUGGAGAUUCAAACCAUGCUAAUGAUGAUGAUGAGCCAAAUGAAUGUGAAGACAAAGGUGAAUAUAAAAUAUACGCACAUAAGAUAUUCAAAAAAAAGAUAGAAAAUUUUGAGAGUGUUGAAUUAGGAAAAAAAGGAAAAAGUACCGAUAAGGACUACACCAAAUUGGAAGACAUGCUAAACAUAAAUAAAUAUAGCGAGAUUGUGAACAACUUAGAAAAUUAUAACAUGAUUAGAAAAAUGAGGGAAAUGAAAAUAAAAGAUGAGAUUAGUGGAAACCAUAGAGGAGACAGAAGUAGGAUAAUUGCAAAGAAAGAAGGCACAGACUCAGGAAUUAUAAAUAACGAAAACAUGAACAACGAGAUGGUAAAUGGAGAAAAAGGUAGCAUGGAGAUAGAGGGCAUUAAAAAACAAAAUGAAGAAAAUAAUGCAGAUGAUAUUGAUGAAAGGAUAGUAGGAGUGCAUUAUGACAGAAAACAGUACAGAUGGAAAGCGACGUGGUAUACAUCACAUGGAAGGAGAUGUGCAAAAUAUUAUCCCAUAAAACAGUAUGGAUAUUUAGAAGCGAAAAAAAUGGCCAUAGAAUGUAGAAGAGCAUAUAAUUCCUACAAGAAAUUAAAAAAGAAUCCAGAAACUACAUUUGAUAGUAAUGAUGUAAAUUUUGAGAGUACAAUAUUCCCGAAGGAGUACUAUAUAACCCUUUUUGAAAAUGACGAAAAGAAAGAUAGCUAUUUCUGGAAUCAUAAAAAAAGUAAGAAAAGUAAUAAAAAAAUACCAUCGUUAGAUAAUAAUGAAAAACAGAGAAGACAUUAUAAUGAAGCUUUGAAAAAAAUUACCAAUAUUAAAUAUAAAGAAUUCACUAAUUUAAAUGAAUAUAUGCUUUUACGUGGAAAAAAUGAAAACGCUGCAUUCGCAAAUCCGUCUAUCAAUUUGAUGGAAGAUCCUGAGGAGGAACAAGAGGAGGAUGAGGAGUUCAGAGAGGGUGGGGAGACACAUCAGCAGGAGAAGCAGAGGGAGCAGGAGAAGCAGCGGGAGCAGGAGAAGCAGAGGGAGCAGGAGAAGCAGCGGGAGCAGGAGAAGCAACAUCGUCAGAAUUGUGCAAACAUGUUUACAGCACCAACGCAAGAAUAUUCUGGUGCACAAUCAACAGCAGGAAUGGCAGGAAAUUUCCUGUCAACCGGUACCACUACUCCUGCAGAAGGUACUCCAACUAUUGAUGCUUUUGAUCACACUAUACCAUCAGCUAUUACUGGAUCAAUGGUAGACACUGUUGGAACCAUCAAUAUAAAGAGUGUUGCAAAUAUUGGAUCAAGCGUAUAUAAUAAACAGAAAAUGGAAUGGAGCUCAAUGCCAGAUGUAUAUGACCAAGAGGAAACUUGUCAAAACGUGUGUUGCAAUACAGUGAUAGGUGGUGAAGAAUACAACAUAACAAACGAUACUUGUGCAUCACAAAAUGUUUCAUCCCUUCUUUCGUUAUAUUACCUAUCAGAAAAUAUUCUCAAGUUCCAAAAAGGAACAAUUAAAUGCAUAUUGCAAGAUUUACGAGACAAUUGCUUAUCCAAUUUGGCAUACAAUCUUAAAAAUAUAACUUUCCAGGAAUAUUACAUGGCUAUUCAUUAUUUAAAUAGGUAUGUAGAGGAUUCCAACUGCUAUGAUGAUAUAUUUUUUUUGCUUAAAAUUUUAGCCAAGAAUUUGGAAAUAAGAAAAAUACCUAGCUUGUAUAAUGAAGAAGAGCAGAAAGAGUUAUUGAACUCUUUGACUAUAAUUACGAAGCAGAUGAAAAAUGGUUACUCCUAUUUUUCUCCAGGUGCUGUGAAGAACCCCAGUGAAGGGGAGGCAGCAGUAGCAGCAGCGGCAUCUACACAAGGAGCUGAUCUAUUUUCAUCUGUCAUAUUCCAGUAG